UUCGGGAGCCGUCGGCCUCUUCCGGUUUCAUGACACAAAAAGAGACACGGAAAACACAGGGAAAAUACAAUUCUCGGGGAGAACAGCGGAAACUCAACUCUACGGGGUCGAUUAUUAUUAACUACUGACUCGGAGGCGACGCGAUUAAACGUCAAGUAUAAGCCACUGCAGCGGGUCGAGGCAGCAAGAGAGCCCGGAGGUCAGGAGUUUAUUGUUCUUCGCCGCUCUUGCUCGCUCCCUCCAGCUGAGCUAUUUCUGUAUUUGCCCUGCGCUACGUAGCCGAACGUCGGCCAGCGCUGGAUGCCAACGCGGUGUGUGUUCCCAGCUCUCAGUUGAGCAACAGCGAGCGGCUCUGACGGAAAGAAAAACAGCGCGGGUUAUCCGUUUGGUGGACCUCCUUUAGCUCGGACGGCUGCUCAGGUUGGGCGAGAAUGGCAACGUCGGCUCUGUACGCCUGCACGAAGUGUAACCAGCGGUACCCCUUCGAGGAGCUGUCGCAGGGCCAGCAGCUUUGCAAGGAGUGUCGCAUUGCGCAUCCAAUUGUGAAGUGUACAUACUGCAGAUCUGAGUUUCAGCAGGAGAGUAAAACAAAUACAAUCUGCAAGAAAUGUGCUCAGAACGUCAAACAGUUUGGAACGCCCAAACCCUGCCAGUACUGUAACAUCAUUGCAGCUUUCAUCGGGACAAAAUGCCAGCGCUGUACCAAUUCAGAAAAGAAAUAUGGACCCCCACAGACCUGUGAGCAGUGCAAGCAGCAGUGCGCUUUUGACCGUAAGGAGGAAGGCAGAAGAAAGGUGGAUGGCAAGCUGCUGUGCUGGCUCUGCACUCUGUCUUACCGCCGUGUCCUGCAGAAAACUAAGGAACAGAGGAAGGGCUUUGGCUCCUCCAACUCCUCAUCCCUCAAUGAGAAAGACCACCACUCCAGAUCACAUCACCAUCAUCAUCACCACCACCACCACCCGCACAGACACAGCAGUUCCCACCACAAACUGAGUGGGAGCCUGAGUCCUGAGCAAGAACCGGGACUGUGGAAGCAGAGUCAUAAAUCAUCUUCAAUCCAGAAGGAGACUCUAAAGAAGAAACCAAAAUUGGAGAUGAAGCCAUCCAAUGGGGACAGUAGUUCCAUCGCCCAGUCCAUGGACUCUGGUGGAACAGACAACUUCAUUCUCAUCAGCCAGUUGAAAGAGGAAGUGAUGUCCCUGAAGAGGCUUCUUCAGCAAAGGGAUCAGACCAUCCUUGAGAAGGACCGAAAGCUCACAGAGCUUAAAGCAGACUUUCAGUACCAGGAGUCAAAUAUGAGAGUGAAGAUGAACCAAAUGGAGAAGGCUCACAAAGAAGCCAUGGAGCUACAGCAGGCCAAGAACAGGGAACUGAUGAAACAAGUGGCUGCCCUUUCGAAGGGCAAAAAGUUUGACCGGACAGGAAGCUCAUUGCUGUUGCCCUAACAAUAGAGCGCUCAACGAGUAAAGGCAAACAGCGGCUUCAUUCUUUUAUCACUGUGAGAGUCUCCCUCAUGUUUUUCCACAUUGCCAUCUACUCUGAUUGCUUCCUACUUGCUGAAGCCAGAGACCCAUGCUGUACAAGGGAACCAGCUGUUACAUUAAUAAAACCAUUCUCUAAAACGCAGCAUUUUAGGUGUGACGUGGGGAGAUUCCCUUGAGGGUUAUGACUUUAGAUGGCGUGGAGGAUGGAGCCCUUGUUUCUAACACUGCCGGGCCAAAAACAAAACAAGCUUGGUGUGAUAAUGUGGAAAGCAUUCUGAUGACUUGAUUUUAUGGAUGUCAUGCAUUUAUUUAUUCAGCUGUAUUUUUGUUUUUUCCCUCACAGCAUACUGGAACAGUAUCCCACAUUUUGGGGGUUUCUUCCAAUAGCAAUCAUCAGUAAUAUUUUUCUAAGUUAAUGCAAUUGUGCAAGAUGAUCUGUUCUUAACAGAAAUUAUGUGAAACUUUACAAUGUAUGCAAAUGCCAAAAGGGUUACCAUCAACCAGCAGAGAACUCCCUGGAACGAGUCAGAAAACAACCAGUGAGCACUCGGGUUGUCUGAGGCCUAUUGGCUUCCCACUUUCUCACUCUGUGACAGCUGUGGUGCUUUACUGGUUCUCUGUAUUGGAACGGUUGUAACACCGCAUGAUUUUACUGCCAGACACCAGAAUGAUGUUGUGGUGAACCUUCUUUCUCCUCCUCCUUUUAAUAGUUUUUUUGUUUUUAAGAAUAACUUUUAAAUGUAUUUUUGGGCUCAGCCAUUGUAUUAAACCAUUGCUUCUGUUUUAGUGAGUAUGUUAUGUGUAUAGUAAGGCCAGUUGAAAUUAAGUUGUCUGUAGAAAAUGCUUUUUAAAGGAACACACCUAUCACCCUACAUUACUGGGUUGGUUUCAUACUGUGGCGUUCAGGAUCACUUUUGUACUUUUUUUCAAACUCAAGUGUUUAAAACUAAUACAAACUGGCUAAACUGUUA
Molecule: messenger RNA, 2455 nt
Organism: Girardinichthys multiradiatus
Lineage: Eukaryota; Metazoa; Chordata; Actinopteri; Cyprinodontiformes; Goodeidae
Gene: fam76b
Product: family with sequence similarity 76 member B
Exons: 10
Coding region: 432-1445 (337 amino acids)
Source: RefSeq, a predicted model, not a curated record